AUGCAAAAUAUUUUGAGUUAUCUUACCGCGGCCUUAUCUGUCGGCCAAGCUCCUCUGAGCGAUGUCCCGCUCAGCACGCGUAACUACUGGAUGAGCAGGGCAAACGCUGCUCUUCACGAGGUCACCGGAAAUCCAUGUCCCGCCCAGGCCUUUGGAUCUGUGAUUGUGAAUCACACAGCUGGCGGACUGGGUGAGCUCAUCUGUAUUGGGGCCAACAAUGUUUUGUCUGGCAAUCCGACCCUUCACGGAGAAACCGCCGCAAUCAACAACUGCAGUGCUAUUCUGACGGACCCAAAAGGGCCGUACAAGCUGUCGGGCCAAGAGACGCUGACGGCUUGGGCUGAUCUCACGUUGUACACCAACGCCGAGCCGUGUCCCAUGUGCGCGACGGCCAUACGUUGGGCAGGCUUCAAGGAACUCGUAUUUGGCAGUAGCACCAAAUCCUUAAAGGAAUAUAACUGGACCUUGAUAAGUCUCUCCGCGGAGGGGUUGUUCAAGUACACAAAUGGCUUGCCGAGCAAGACGGCAGUCUUGGGAGGUGUCUUGGCGAAUGAAACGGAUGCGUACUUCAAAUGGCAGUUUACUGGGGGGUCGGAUUGCCCUCCUGGGUGUAAGAAGGAGGGAUCAGAAUGUCGUGCCAAGGUUGGUGGACAUGCAAAGUCUGAGGAAAACAGACAAGCGGCGGGCUAUUGGAGUUGGUUGAGCAAGAUGUGA
Messenger RNA from Pochonia chlamydosporia 170, 714 nucleotides. Its product is annotated as nucleoside deaminase. Gene Ontology annotation, molecular function: guanosine deaminase activity. The record is from RefSeq and is a predicted model, not a curated record. Bases 1 to 714 code for a protein of 237 amino acids. Gene Ontology annotation, biological process: purine nucleoside catabolic process. The transcript is spliced from 2 exons. Lineage: Eukaryota; Fungi; Ascomycota; Sordariomycetes; Hypocreales; Clavicipitaceae.